This is a messenger RNA of Ceutorhynchus assimilis (cabbage seed weevil), 1110 nucleotides long. The record is from the annotation of a GenBank genome assembly. Lineage: Eukaryota; Metazoa; Arthropoda; Insecta; Coleoptera; Curculionidae.
ACCGUUUACCUAAUAAACGGAACACUGCACCGAUCAGCUGUUCUAAACCUGACACUUUUUCCCUAGUGCAAGGAGGGCAAAGGCUGCGGUGACAAAAAAGAAAUCAUGUUGGGCAAAGCAGUGGUGCAAAAUGCCUUCUUCGGGCAACAGCAAAGGGGCAUGGCCACCCUAAAGGCAAUCUCCAUGCGUCUAAAAUCAGUGAAAAACAUCCAAAAAAUCACCCAAUCAAUGAAAAUGGUGUCAGCGGCCAAAUACGCCAGAGCCGAAAGGGAAUUGAAACAGGUGAGACCUAUUGGAAACGGGGCCAAACAAUUUUACGAGCAAGCAGAAAUCGCCCCUCCAGAAGAUGUCCCUCAGAAAUUAGUAAUCGCUAUCACUUCAGACAGAGGUUUAUGUGGCGCAGUGCACACGUCAGUUGCAAGGCAUAUCCGUACAGAAUUAGCUAAAGACGACCAAAACAUCAAAGUCGUCUGCGUUGGUGACAAAUCAAAGGCAAUUUUGUCUCGAAUCUACGGCAAAAACAUCAUUCUGGCCUGUAAUGAAAUAGGCCGUCUCCCUCCCACCUUUGGUGACGCCUCCAAACUAGCUGAUGCUGUAUUAAAAUCCGAAUACAAAUUUGGCUCAGGCGAAAUUGUCUAUAACAGGUUCAAGUCUGUUGUGUCUUAUCAGACGUCGAUUUUGCCUGUUUACAGCUUACAGUCGGUUGCGGCAUCUCCAAAACUGUCAAUUUAUGAUUCUUUAGAUGAUGAAGUCAUUCAAUCCUACUUGGAAUUUUCAUUGGCCUCGUUGCUUUUCUAUUCGAUGAAAGAGGGCGCCUGCUCCGAACAGUCUUCUAGGAUGACAGCUAUGGACAAUGCCAGCAAAAACGCCGGAGAAAUGAUUGACAAGCUGACGUUGACGUUUAACAGAACUAGACAGGCUGUCAUUACCAGAGAGUUGAUUGAAAUUAUCUCUGGAGCUUCUGCUCUUUAAAUAUGUAAUUAUAAACAGGGAAUUUAAUUAUCAUUGAAUAGUAAGCCCAAAGUCUCUUCAUUACGUCAUCAAAUAAUAAUAAUUGUAAUUCCUGUUAUUAAUAAAUAAAAUAAAAUAAUUGUGUUUUUAUUAUUAUUA